UUGGCAAACAUGAGUUAACUGGACAUAAAGUUGCAGUGAAGAUCCUGAAUCGACAGAAGAUUCGCAGCCUUGAUGUUGUAGGAAAAAUCCGCAGGGAGAUUCAGAACCUCAAACUCUUCAGGCAUCCUCACAUAAUUAAGCUGUACCAGGUCAUCAGUACGCCAACUGACAUUUUCAUGGUAAUGGAAUAUGUUUCAGGAGGAGAACUGUUUGAUUAUAUCUGUAAAAAUGGAAGGCUGGAUGAGAAGGAAAGUAGACGUUUGUUCCAGCAAAUCCUUUCUGGCGUGGAUUACUGUCACAGGCAUAUGGUAGUACAUAGAGAUCUGAAGCCUGAAAAUGUGCUGCUUGAUGCACACAUGAAUGCCAAGAUAGCUGACUUUGGUCUAUCAAAUAUGAUGUCAGAUGGAGAAUUUUUAAGAACAAGCUGUGGUUCCCCUAACUAUGCUGCACCAGAAGUAAUUUCAGGAAGGUUAUAUGCAGGUCCAGAAGUAGAUAUUUGGAGCAGUGGGGUUAUUCUCUAUGCUUUGUUAUGUGGAACGCUUCCGUUUGAUGAUGAUCAUGUGCCAACCCUUUUUAAGAAGAUAUGUGAUGGUAUCUUUUAUACCCCUCAGUAUCUAAAUCCAUCUGUAAUCAGUCUUUUGAAGCACAUGCUGCAAGUGGAUCCAAUGAAGAGAGCAACAAUCAGAGACAUUAGAGAACAUGAAUGGUUUAAGCUGGACCUUCCCAAAUACUUGUUUCCUGAAGACCCAUCAUAUAGCUCUACCAUGAUUGAUGAUGAAGCCUUAAAAGAAGUGUGUGAGAAGUUUGAAUGCACUGAAGAGGAAGUGCUAAGUUGUCUAUACAGCCGAAAUCAUCAGGAUCCUUUAGCAGUUGCUUAUCACCUCAUUAUAGAUAAUAGAAGAAUAAUGAAUGAGGCCAAAGACUUCUAUUUGGCUACAAGCCCACCAGAUUCUUUUCUUGAUGAUCACCAUCUGUCUCGCCCUCAUCCUGAAAGAGUGCCAUUUUUAGUAGCUGAAGCACCACGUCCUCGCCAUACUCUUGAUGAGCUGAACCCGCAGAAGUCAAAGCACCAAGGUGUAAGGAGAGCUAAGUGGCACUUGGGAAUACGAAGUCAGAGUCGACCAAAUGAUAUCAUGGCUGAAGUUUGUCGAGCAAUUAAACAGCUGGAUUAUGAAUGGAAGGUUGUAAACCCAUACUAUCUACGUGUUCGAAGGAAGAAUCCAGUUACCAGUGCGUAUUCCAAAAUGAGUCUACAGUUGUAUCAGGUGGACAGCAGGACAUACUUGCUGGACUUCCGUAGCAUCGAUGAUGAAAUUACUGAAGCGAAGUCUGGGACUGCAACUCCGCAGAGGUCAGGUUCUGUGAGCAACUAUAGAUCCUGUCAAAAAGAUUCAGAUGCUGAUGCACAAGGAAAAUCUGCAGAUGCAUCCCUUACCUCAUCAGUGAAUUCAUCGCUUGACUCUUCCACUGCUGAAUUAACUCCAAGGCCAGGGAGUCAUACAAUAGAGUUCUUUGAGAUGUGUGCAAAUCUUAUUAAAAUACUUGCACAGUAAUUUUGAAGAUGGGCUUAGUUCUUUUACAGCAAUAAGCAUGCCUAAAUCAUAGCCACAUGCUUCCAGUUAUAAUCAAGUUAAAUUUACUAAGGCGCUGAAAAAGCUAGCUGCAGGAUGCAAUUUGCACAGGAAUUGAAAUGAUUAGGGGCAGUUCACAUAUAUUUGAAGCUGGAGUGAAUUCUGAUUGUCUGCUGUCCAGUAGCAGAGGUGCAGGAAGUCACAUGCCCUUAGGGCA
Molecule: messenger RNA, 1788 nt
Organism: Nestor notabilis (Kea)
Lineage: Eukaryota; Metazoa; Chordata; Aves; Psittaciformes; Psittacidae
Gene: PRKAA1
Product: protein kinase, AMP-activated, alpha 1 catalytic subunit
Exons: 8
Biological process (GO): protein phosphorylation; intracellular signal transduction
Cellular component (GO): cytoplasm
Molecular function (GO): AMP-activated protein kinase activity; ATP binding
Source: RefSeq, a predicted model, not a curated record